This is a messenger RNA of Sclerotinia borealis F-4128, 780 nucleotides long. The record is from the annotation of a GenBank genome assembly. NCBI's taxonomy places the organism in Eukaryota, Fungi, Ascomycota, Leotiomycetes, Helotiales, Sclerotiniaceae.
AUGCCAUUACUCAAUCGCAUUCGCGAGAGUUUCAGAGCUCUUGCUAUUAGCGGACACCGAGACACUGACGAGCGCAAUAACAUCGACAAUGUAGAAUCUUGUUUGGAAGAAAUACCAGAAGAAACACUUGCAUCUUCUGGUCACGCUGUUUCAUCUGACGAGCGCAUAUCCGGGGAAACUGACACAUUAUCCUUCACUAUCCAACAGUCAAGGUAUUAUGAACAUCAUAGCAAUACUGAAGUCACAGAGGAUGCUCGUUUCGACACAAGACCCGACAAUCCAGAUUUCGAAGAUGUCUACGCCAAUGAUCGGUCUUCACCUAAUCUCCCAGAGCCUCUACCUGAGUUACCCGAAGGCCUAACCCCAUACUUACAGCAUAUUGGGGGUAUCAGGCUGAUCCACCCUCAGUAUCUCCCACAUGAUUAUCCUCACCGCCGGGUCCAUGUUUACGGAAGGAUGUUCCUCAUUGAUGUUCCAAAUCUUGCUUUUGAGGACAUCGCUAGGGAAACUGCAAUUGAGCGGGCUCUCGUUCCCACAGCUGAUAUGGAGAAUGAUUCAUGUGCGAUUUGUCAAGACCCAUAUGAUUUGGAAACACAUCAACCUGUCAAAGUCCCUGUUUGUGGUCAUAUAUUGGGUAAAGCAUGCAUCAUGAGAUGGUUGGAGAAGGUUUCGGCCAACAUGACUUGUCCAAUGUGCAGGAAGAUUGUCGAGAUUCCUCCAGUUCACAUGAGCACGCCGCAUAUGAGAUCGAUGGGACAGGAACCAGGGAACUUGAUCUAG